Messenger RNA from Sinocyclocheilus grahami, 1884 nucleotides. RefSeq names its product bicaudal D-related protein 2-like. The record is from RefSeq and is a predicted model, not a curated record. The coding region runs from base 324 to 1664 and encodes 446 amino acids. The transcript is spliced from 10 exons. Gene Ontology annotation, biological process: vesicle transport along microtubule; Golgi to secretory granule transport. NCBI's taxonomy places the organism in Eukaryota, Metazoa, Chordata, Actinopteri, Cypriniformes, Cyprinidae.
GUACCUCCCUGUCACCUUUCAUGCUAAGUGUGGAGCAGGAACUUCCCAGGAAGAACAAUAAAUCAACUGAUGAUUCCACCCUCGAAGGAAGCUUCAGCCUCAGUACACCCUACAUGUGACACACACAAGUGCUGAUCAUCUUUUGAAGGAUAUACAAAACCAAGAGGUGUCAGGUUCUGUGUGUUUCUUGUUAACUCUGAAGAAAAUCCAGGCUAGACUAGAGCAUUGGACAUUUCGACUGGGAAGGAUGCAGAUGAACAACUUUUGACUAUCAGGACGGUUACUUGGAGUCCUGCUCAGCCGUGAACUUUAGGGACGGACCAAUGUUUCCAUCCAAGAAGGAGAACCUACCCUCUCCCAUUCUGGAGGAUUCUUUCUUCCCCUUUUCUUCAUCACACUCUUCCUCCGGUCACCGGAUCAUGGCUCCUACAAUGGGAGUAGAUGAUCUUCUCGCCUCACCUCAGGAUGACAGCAGUCCUGCACUGCUGGAAAAGGACCUGAUCUUGGCUGCUGAGGUGGGCCAAGCUUUGCUGGAGAAAAACGAGGAGCUGGCAGCUCAGAUAGAGCAGAUGGAAAGGGAGACAGAGGCCGUGCAGCAGGAGAAACACGUGGUGCAGCGACGUCUGGAGGUGCGGGACCUCGAGGCAAGUCAGCGGGAAGCAGAACUGCAGGCUGACAUCACAGCGUUGCGUGCGCAGUUGGAACAAAAACGCAUUCAGAGUCGUGACCGGCGUCAUGAAGAAAGUGAGCAGCUGACUCAGCUAUCCAACCACAACCAAAAACUUGUGGAACAGCUGGCAGAGGCAGUGGCUUUAGAGCAUACUUUGCGUACUGAGCUUCGUUCUUUGAGAGAAGAAAUGGAGGAUACAAGUUUUAGAAAAUCCAUAAGCUCUGCUAGACUGGACAGUCUGCAAGCAGAGAACAGUGUUUUGAAAGAGCGCUGUACAAAUAUGGAUGAACGACUGAAGUCAACUCAAGAAGACAACCACCGGCUGAGAUCUGAGAGGGAAGGAUUGAGAGAGAGGGUGAUUGAGCUACAGACCAGUCUGAAAGAUAAAGAAACGGAGCUGGAACAGGAGCACAGCACAGUGUUUCAGCUGCGCACAGUCAACCGUACCCUACAGCAAAGGGUUGAAGCCUUGGGAGAAGAAGCCAAUCUGGGGGAGACUACCCGUUUCCCUUUGUCACUUCAGAGUGAGAUCCAACAGUCCCAGGCCAAAGAAACCAUUUUGGCCCAUUCAGCCAUUUUGCAAGAAAAAGAAGAAGAAAUUCAGAGGUUACAGAAAGAGCUACAGUCUAGAGAAACUGAAUUAGAAGAGCUGAGGGAGGAGGUGAAGCCAUUUCAUAACAGUCCUGGUAAACCUACUUACAGUGCCUUGGAAGAGGAGAUCAUUUUGGCCCGACAAGAACGUGAUGCACUCAACCAGCAGCUUCUGAACACUAUCAGACACAAAGUGGCACUGUCUCAGGAAGUUGAUUCUUGGCAGGAGGACAUGCGUCUGGUGAUCUGUCAUCAGGUUCAACUCCAACAACAAGAGAAGGAAAAGGAAAACAACAAGGAACAGACAGGCUUCCAAAGAGGCACUCGCACCACCAAAUCACUGCGUGUACGUGGGGAAGAUGGAAGGAAAGGGUUUUUCUCUUCUCUGUUUGGGGGAGACUGACUAGACAACAAAUAAGAAGGGACAAGAAGGGAAGAGAAUACAAUAACGAGAGAUUUCUCACUUUUGUCUACAAAUGGCAAAUAAUCUUUAAAAUCAUCCAAAUGUGUGAAUAGAAAGAAAUUAUAUGUACUCCAUAGUGGCACUAUUGCAUAUUUAUGUUUUCCAAUAUUUAUUUGCAACUUCAAAAUCAUACAUAAAAAUAAAUGUAUAGCAUUUACUU